Molecule: messenger RNA, 1674 nt
Organism: Jaminaea rosea
Lineage: Eukaryota; Fungi; Basidiomycota; Exobasidiomycetes; Microstromatales
Product: Bystin-domain-containing protein
Exons: 2
Coding region: 52-1629 (525 amino acids)
Biological process (GO): rRNA processing
Cellular component (GO): preribosome, small subunit precursor; cytoplasm; nucleolus
Molecular function (GO): snoRNA binding
Source: RefSeq, a predicted model, not a curated record
CGCAGUUUCGCGGCACCUUUGCGCUCUCGCUCAUCCUCACUCUAUUUCGCGAUGCCGAAGGCUCCAUCCUCAUUCUCCAAACAGCGCGGAGGUCGCGCGUCUGGCAGCAAUGGCGGCCCUUCAUCCUCCUCCUCGUCUGGCGGUCCCAAGUUCUCGUCCGCGGCCCCAUCGCGCAACUCGCAGGGCUCUCUCACCUCGCAGAUGCGACAAGACGACCUAGCCUCGCGAUUUGGCUCCGUCUCGCAACCUGGACGGCGUAACAAGAACAAGCAUGGCAAUCGAUACGAGGAUGUCGAGCAGGACGGCGAGGACGCAGCAGCGGCAGGCCCAUCUAGCCAGCCCUUUGUCACGGGUGGCAAGGCCGGAGGCGCACCGCGUGGGGACAAGUACGUCGACAAGAAGCUGUCGGGCAAGAUUCUGAGGCUAGCGCGUGAGCAGCAGGAGGAGAUUGAGGAGGAGGAGGAGCGAGCGGCCGGACUGCAGGAGAUGCCGUCGUCACAUCGCGGGGAUGGAAUCAUGCCGGAGGAUGACGAGGGCGAACAAGCGGGGAUGGCCUCCGACGACGGCGAGCUCGAAGACGACGAAGGCGAAGAGGAAUUCGAAUACGAAGACGUCGAAGUCGAUCCGGAGGAAGCGGAGCUGCUCGAACGGAUGCGAUCGGAUCGCGUCGAGGAGGAGGGCGGGAGGAGGACACUCGCCGACUUGAUCAUGGACAAGAUUGAGGCCGCCGGUGGGAAUGGUGGUGAAGGGGAGAAGGAAGAUGAUGGCAUGGUCAUGGGCAUGAACCCCAAGAUCGUUGAGGUCUACACCAAAGUCGGCGAACUCCUCUCGCGCUACAAGUCCGGACCGCUCCCCAAGGCCUUCAAGAUUCUCCCUUCCCUCCCGCACUGGGAGAUUGUACUCUCCCUCACCUCGCCGCAGACUUGGACACCGCACGCCACGCUCGCAGCGACGAGGAUCUUCGUCUCCAACUUGAAGGCAGCGCAGUCGCAGCGCUUCUUUGAGCUUGUUCUGGGACCACGCUUCAGGGACGAGGUCGAGCUGAAGAAGAAAGCCAGCUACCAGAUCUACGAGAGUCUGGCGAAAGCGCUCUACAAACCAAGCGCCUUCUUCAAGGGCAUCCUCUUCCCCAUCUGCGAGAGCGGGACUAUGACGCUCAAGGAGGCGGCGGUACUCUCAUCCGUGCUCACCAAAGUCAGCGUACCGAUGCUCCACUCGGCCGCAGCGCUUCUCCGUCUCGCCGAAAUGGAGUACAGCGGUUGCACGUCUCUAAUCAUCCGAACUUUGCUCGCUAAAGCGUACGGCCUACCGUGGAAGGUCAUUGACGCUCUAGUAUUCCAUUUCCUGCGCUUCGCGGAUCCGUCAAAGGGAGUCGAGAAGGUCAAGGAUGGGUCCGGGGCGAGAAGAAUGCCGGUGCUCUGGCAUCAGUCCCUUCUUGUCUUCUGCCAGUUAUACAAGCAGGAUUUGACUCCUGAUCAGAAGACCGCUCUACUUGACCUUAUCAGAGUUCAGAAGCAUCCAGGCAUCGAGCCCGACAUCAGGAGGGAACUCAGCACGGGUACGGCGCGAGGCGAGAUGCUGGAAGAGCCAAUCGACGACGCGGAUAGCAAUUACGCCAUGUCAGGGUGAAGCACCGGCGCUGUCCAGAAAAUGCAAUACCUUUCUAUGCUGCAU